This is a messenger RNA of Lutra lutra (Eurasian river otter), 1447 nucleotides long. RefSeq names its product dnaJ homolog subfamily A member 1-like. Gene Ontology annotation, molecular function: ATP binding; Hsp70 protein binding. Gene Ontology annotation, biological process: response to heat; protein refolding. Gene Ontology annotation, cellular component: cytoplasm; cytosol. The record is from RefSeq and is a predicted model, not a curated record. Bases 100 to 1293 code for a protein of 397 amino acids. NCBI's taxonomy places the organism in Eukaryota, Metazoa, Chordata, Mammalia, Carnivora, Mustelidae. The transcript has a single exon.
GUGAGACGCGGAGGAGCAGCGGCUACCCGAGCUGCGCCCAGCAACGCGCUCCUUCCCGCUCCCCCACAUCGGCCUCGGCCCUCUCACCGGCUGUAGAAAAUGGUGAAAGAAACCACUUACUAUGAUGUUUUGGGGGUCAAACCCAAUGCCACCCAAGAAGAACUGAAAAAGGCCUACAGGAAACUGGCCUUAAAGUACCACCCUGAUAAGAAUCCAAAUGAAGGAGAGAAGUUUAAACAGAUUUCUCAAGCUUAUGAAGUACUCUCUGAUGCAAAGAAAAGGGAAUUAUAUGACAAAGGAGGUGAACAGGCAAUUAAAGAAGGUGGAGCUGGUGGUGGUUUUGGCUCCCCCAUGGACAUCUUUGAUAUGUUUUUUGGAGGAGGAGGAAGAAUGCAGAGAGAAAGGAGAGGUAAAAAUGUUGUGCAUCAGCUCUCAGUAACCUUAGAAGAUUUAUAUAAUGGUGCAACAAGAAAACUAGCUCUGCAAAAGAAUGUGAUUUGCGAUAAAUGUGAAGGCCGAGGUGGUAAGAAAGGAGCAGUUGAGUGUUGUCCCAAUUGCCGAGGUACUGGAAUGCAAAUAAGAAUUCAUCAAAUAGGACCUGGAAUGGUUCAGCAAAUUCAGUCUGUGUGCAUGGAGUGCCAGGGCCAUGGGGAACGGAUCAGUCCUAAAGAUAGAUGUAAAAGCUGCAAUGGAAGGAAGAUAGUUCGAGAGAAGAAGAUUCUAGAAGUUCAUAUUGACAAAGGCAUGAAAGAUGGCCAGAAGAUAACAUUCCAUGGUGAAGGAGACCAAGAACCAGGACUGGAACCAGGAGAUAUUAUCAUUGUUUUAGAUCAGAAGGACCAUGCUGUGUUUACUCGGCGAGGAGAAGACCUUUUCAUGUGUAUGGACAUACAGCUGGUUGAAGCACUGUGCGGUUUCCAAAAGCCAAUAUCUACUCUGGACAACCGAACCACUGUCAUCACCUCUCAUCCAGGUCAAAUUGUCAAGCAUGGAGAUAUCAAGUGUGUGCUAAAUGAAGGCAUGCCAAUUUAUCGUAGGCCAUAUGAGAAGGGUCGCCUCAUCAUCGAAUUUAAGGUAAACUUUCCUGAGAAUGGCUUUCUGUCUCCUGAUAAACUCUCUUUGCUGGAAAAACUCCUACCUGAGAGGAAGGAAGUAGAAGAGACUGAUGAAAUGGACCAGGUAGAACUGGUGGACUUUGAUCCAAAUCAGGAAAGACGGCGCCAUUACAAUGGGGAAGCAUAUGAGGAUGAUGAACAUCAUCCCAGGGGUGGUGUUCAGUGUCAGACCUCUUAAUGGGGCCAAUGAAUAACACUGCUGGCAUUUUAUGUGCAGUAGUGAAUGAGUGAAGGACUAUAAUCAUAGCUCACUACUUGCUAUUGUUUUUGUUUUAAUAUUCAACUAUAGUAGUGUUUUAAAAGUUAAAUGAAGAAUAAACUCAAAUAUAAAA